Myotis daubentonii (Daubenton's bat) is the source of this 962-nucleotide messenger RNA. Its product is annotated as carcinoembryonic antigen-related cell adhesion molecule 1-like. NCBI's taxonomy places the organism in Eukaryota, Metazoa, Chordata, Mammalia, Chiroptera, Vespertilionidae. The coding region runs from base 1 to 828 and encodes 275 amino acids. Gene Ontology annotation, biological process: signal transduction; regulation of immune system process. The record is from RefSeq and is a predicted model, not a curated record. The transcript has 7 exons. Gene Ontology annotation, cellular component: plasma membrane; cell surface. Gene Ontology annotation, molecular function: protein tyrosine kinase binding.
AUGACCUGUGCUGAGAACUAUGUCCAUGCCUCUGACCAUCUGUCCCUUGUAUUCUUGGCUUAUCAAGAGCACCCCACACAGGAGCUCUUCAUCCCCAACGUCACUUCGAAUUAUAGUGGAUCCUAUACCUGCCUUGCCCAUAACUCUGUCUCUGGCCUCAAUAAGACCAUAAUCAAGACUAUCACAGUCUAUGAGCCUGUAGGGAAGCCCUCCAUCCGAGCCAGCCAUGCCACAGUCACAGAGCAUAAGGACGCCGUGGUCCUGACCUGCCUCACAAAUGACAGGGGGAUCUCCAUCCGGUGGCUCUUUGAGAACCAGAAUCUCCUGCUCACGGACAGGAUGAAGCUGUCCCAGGACAACAGCACCCUCACCAUAGACCCUGUCAGGAGGGAGGACGCUGGGGGCUUUCAGUGUGAGGUCUUCAACCCCGUCAGUUCCGGCAUAAGUGAGCCCCUCAGGCUGGAUGUGCAAUCAGAACAAAACUACACGGGCUACUCUUUGGGGACCAUCAUUGGCAGUGUGAUCGGGGUCCUCGUCGUGGUGGCUCUGGGGGCCUCCCUGGGCUAUUUCCUGUACCUCAGGAGGACGAGGAGGCCAGGGUCCCUCUGGAACCUCUGCCUUCCCGGAAUUACUCCACCCAAACACAGAGGUGUACUGCCACAUCGUCCCCAGGGCAGACGUGGCUUCUUAGUUCCUCCAGGACCUGAGACCCCACACCCUGUGGAUGAGGCCUGUGCCAGAGAACCAGCUCUGAGCAUCAUGCUAAGCGAAAUAAGCCUGUGGGAGAAAGAUAAACAGCACAUGAUCUCACUCAUUUGUGGAAUAUAAUGAACAACAUAAACUGAUGAAGAAAAAUAGAGCCAGAGGGGGGAAAAUAUUUUAGAAUAUAAUAGUAGUCCUCCUAUUAUUGGCAGAUUUUUAAUAUUUCCUUCAAUGUUUGUGAUAUCAUACUGUGUUAUACA